ACGUCUGAACGAGUGCUUUGGCUAUUUUAGGGUUUUCUGUUCAUUUUUCUCCUUCUUUUUCAUCGUCUUCGUGUUCGUCCUCGUCCUCGUCGUCCAGGAAUGCUCUUCCUCGAGGAGAGGGAGCCACAGGGGCAGGUCUAGCGCGGUGUCGGGAGCGAGAAGGGAUUGCUGCUGCUGCUGUUGCAAGGUAGCGACCAGGGAGUGUAUGGAGAUAGAGCAGAGGCGGAGGCGGAGGCAGAGGGAAUCAGCACAGGGUCGGGGGAGGGAAGGCAUCGGGGAGGCGGUGAGCAUGGGGAGGGGGUCAAGUUUUGUGGAACUGCGGAGGACUUGAUCUACAUUUGUGGCGAGGAGGAGGUGCGUGAGGAGUGGAGAUGGCGUCUCCGCGCGUGCAGAGAAUGAGCAGUGCGUUUAGUCGCACGAGCUCCGGAUCCCCGCGGUUGCAAGUACUAGCGUCGCAUAGGUCUUCGUCUUUGUCGCGGUUCGAUCGAGAGAGUUUGUCCGAGAAUGCUGCCGAUGCAGCGGCCGCAGAGGCAGCAUCCCGGGCUGCGAUUGAGGAGUUCAAGAACGACAAGAUCUUCUCGAAGUUUCUCGUGGACGACUUUAAUGUCACGCAAUUUGCGAGUGAGGCGUUGAGCAGUGGAUCUGCCGCUGCGUCCUCUGAGAAGUUGCGAGAGGGAAUUGAGCUGUUGGAGAGGCAGCUGAGGAGCGAGGUCUUCUUACGGCACGAUGAGCUGCUGGAGCAGCUGUCGAGUUUGAAGGAAACAGAGAGUGUGCUUACUGUUGUCAGGGCUGGCGUGGAAGGCUUGCAAGCCUCCACCCAGAGAGUGAGGGCAGAAAUUGCGGAGCCUUACAAGCACAUCAAGACCAAGUCCAGGCAAUUGGCGUCCCUGCACGACACAGUGGAGCUUCUGAGAACGGUGAUCAGGGUUUUGAAGCUGGUGAAACGGCUACAUGAGUUGAUGGAAUCGGGUAGCGCUACUGCGGACCUGGCCAAGGGUGCUCAGCUUUACAAUGAGAUAGAAACCCUACGAAAGGAGACCGAUCUUGCCGGCGUGGAGGUAGUGGAUGAUGAGAUUCCGUGGGUUUUAGAGGUUGGAACUCAGAUCAAAAACGAAGCAUUGAAGGGUUUAGAGAAGGGAAUGGAGGCGCUCAACCAAGCGGAAGUGGGUAGCUUUUUGCAGGUGCUGUAUAACAUGGGCGAGCUCAAGCCAACGGUUGAGAAUUUGAUCGGGAAGUAUAAGGGAUUGACUGUCAAAAGUGUGAGUGCUGCGUUAGCUAUGAAACCUAUUUCAUCAAGCGUCGGGAGUUCUCUCGGCUCUGGAAGCAUGCAACGGACUAAUACCUCUCAAGGUGCUGGUAAUCCAAGAUCAAGAGAGAGUUUGUGGCAGAAGAUGGGAACUUGUAUGGACCAGCUACAUGGGGUUGUGGUGGAAGUUUGGCAUUUGCAGCGAGUGCUGGCGAAAAAAAGAGAUCCUAUUUCUCACGUUGUGUUCUUGGACGAAGUUAUGCAGCCUGGUGAUCCGAUGUUGGCAGAGCGGGUUUGGGAAACAGUGGUGAAAUCAUUUGCUACCCAAAUGAAAUCUGCCUUCACUGCAUCAAGCUUUGUUAAAGACCCAUUUGUUGUAGGUUACCCUAAGCUUCUCGGUAUGGUGGAUGGCUUACUGGAAAGACUAUUUAGGGAUACAAAUGUGAAGGGGGUGCCUCCCGCCAUUAAGCCUGAAGCUAGAGAUCAGCUCGUAGCAGCUUUGGAACCUUUCCAGACGGCUUAUUUGGGGAAGUCCCUCGGUCGUCUUUCUGAGCUUGUGAACAGCAUGUUUCCAUCUGCUGUCCGAGGAAGUAUUCCGUCUCAAGAACAAGUUUUCAGAUUGGUGUCUCGCAUCCAAGAGGAGCUCGAUAUUGUGAAGUCUGAUGUGAAGCUCACGUUUUUGGUUUUGCAAGAAAUUGGAGAAAUUCUUCGGCUCCUUGCUGAAAAAGCCGAAUACCAGACUGCUACAGGUCCAGAAUCACGGCAAGUCGUGGGUUCUCUAACUCCUCAGCAGUUAAAAAAUAUCACGUUGUCUCUUCAACUACAGGAUGUGCAUGCCAGAGUUACAGCUAUGUUAGUCGGCCUCCCUAGUGCAGCAAUUGAGGUUCUUUCACCAUCUCUUGGUUCUUUGUAUGGGGUUGCAUCGGAUUGCAUAACCACUCUUUUCAAAGCAAUGAUGGAGAGACUGGAGAAUUGCAUAUUACAAAUCCAUGAGCAAAGUUUUGCAUCAGAGGACAUGGAUGCUGGCAUGGGCAAUGGUUGUUCGAAGUAUAUGGAAGAUGUGCAGAAAUCAAUUAUGCACUUUCGGAGUGAGUUUCUCUCCAAGUUAUUGGCAGGGCCUACCUUAGCUAUCACAUCAGUGUCUGGGGAAUCUAUAUCAACCGGUCUAGCAAGGAAGUUGGCCUCUCGUGUCCUUUUGUUUUGGGUUAGACAUGCAGCCAUGGUCAGGCCUCUUUCAGAAUCUGGAAAGUUGCAACUUAUAAGCGAUAUGGCAGAACUGGAGCUGGUGGUUGGUCAGAGUUUGUUUCCUGUAGAGCAGCUGGGUGCCCCCUAUCGUGCCUUUCGUGCAUUUAAACCCCUAGUCUUUCUUGAGACUUCGGAUUUUGCCAGCAGUCCUUCGUUGCAUGAGUUGCCCCCUACAAUUGUACUCCACCACCUUUACACUCGAGCACCUGUGGAUUUGGAGUCUCCAAUGCAGCGCAUGAAGUUGUCUCCUCAGCAGUAUUCAUUGUGGUUGGAUGCCCAAGGUGAGGAGCAGGCCUGGAAGGGCAUUAAGACAACUUUGGAUGAGUAUGCGGCCAAGGUCCAGGCUAGAGGAGAUAAAGAAUUCUCUCCUAUCUAUCCACUAAUGUUGCAAUUGGGUGCUUCCCUUGAUUGGAAAUCCAGCCGACUUCUGAAUUAAGAAAUUCUAGGAAACCUUCCCACAUGAGUAUUUUGUUGAAGGUGUAAAUGUUAGCCAUGUUGGAUUUGAAGGUUGCUCACGCUCAUGAAUAUUUCAUUGAUUAUUUUUAGUGACGCGCGUGCGACCACACAUAGACAUAUAUGAUGAUGUGUAUAAAUCACAUUUUUUUAAUGAAGGAAUUUCUUUCUGCA
This is a messenger RNA of Physcomitrium patens, 3118 nucleotides long. RefSeq names its product conserved oligomeric Golgi complex subunit 5. The record is from RefSeq and is a predicted model, not a curated record. Gene Ontology annotation, biological process: intra-Golgi vesicle-mediated transport. Lineage: Eukaryota; Viridiplantae; Streptophyta; Bryopsida; Funariales; Funariaceae. Gene Ontology annotation, cellular component: COG complex.